Pseudophryne corroboree (corroboree frog) is the source of this 1629-nucleotide messenger RNA. RefSeq names its product NECAP endocytosis associated 1 (gene NECAP1). Gene Ontology annotation, cellular component: clathrin vesicle coat; membrane. The transcript has 8 exons. Gene Ontology annotation, biological process: endocytosis. The record is from RefSeq and is a predicted model, not a curated record. NCBI's taxonomy places the organism in Eukaryota, Metazoa, Chordata, Amphibia, Anura, Myobatrachidae. Bases 67 to 885 code for a protein of 272 amino acids.
GGCCCGGAUGCGGUCUCCAUGGUGACGAGCGGAAGUCGGGCCGCCAGCUGUUAGGGCUCGGUAAAGAUGGCGGCGGAGGCGGAGUACGAAUCCGUGCUCUGUGUGAAGCCCGAAAUCAGCGUGUACCGGAUUCCGCCCCGGGCGUCCAACCGGGGCUACAGGGCCUCGGACUGGAAGCUGGAUCAGCCGGACUGGACGGGGAGGAUGAGGCUGACGUCCAAGGGGAAAGUGGCCUUCAUCAAGCUGGAAGACAAGGUGUCAGGGGAGCUCUUUGCUCAGGCCCCAGUUGACCAGUUUCCUGGAAUUGCAGUGGAGACAGUGACUGAUUCAAGCCGUUACUUUGUACUCAGGAUCCAGGAUGGAAACGGAAGAAGCGCUUUCAUUGGAAUUGGCUUCUCAGAUCGGGGGGAUGCCUUUGACUUCAAUGUAACGUUACAGGAUCACUUCAAGUGGGUGAAACAGGAAUCUGACUUCUCCAAAGAGCCCCAAGGACAGGACAAUCACCCCAAGCUGGAUUUGGGGUUCAAAGAAGGACAGACGAUCAAGCUUAACAUUGGGCAUAUGAAGAAGAAGGACGGUUCCUGUAAGCCUCAGAAGAACGCUGGCGCUGGUGGUCUUACAUUGCUGCCUCCUCCUCCUGGGGGGAAGAUUUCAGUACCCACUGUCCCUGUGACCAAUUCCGUACCUGUUGCUAAUCAUGUUGUUCCUCCACACCUGCCGCCAAGCAACCCCUCCCCCAGCCCAGAUAUCUUGCUAGAUUUGGGUUCCCCAUUGCCAGCACCCAAAGCAGCGACAGCCUCGGCGGACCUGUGGGGUGAUUUUAAUACUGCCGGCAGCAGUCUGUCCUCUCAAGCUCCUGAGUCUUCUAGCUGGGUGCAGUUCUAACUCCUGCUUCUGGGACUCUUCCUUUUCUUCUUCUGGAAAACAGACAGCGCCCUCCGCUGGCAGGAACUGGAGCCAUACGGCCGUAACGCGUAUCAUUGUGACGUCUCCACAUUCUCGGUCUCCGUGGUACUCCCGAGAGGACAAUGUGUCGUGCAUCUCAUUCUUUCUUCCUUUCUGCCAAGCCUGCCCUCCUCCUCCUCCCUGCCUGCCUCACCCUCUGUUACUGUAUCAUCGCUUCGUUGUCAUUCCAGGUGCCGCACGCAUGCAGGGUAAUAGUGUGAUGGCGGUAGCUGGCACUGCUACCCCAAAGUUCCUGUAUGUGACGAGGGUAGACUAGUAGUGCAGCUGCCCACAGUGUACAGGAGCCAUUGGUCUCCCAACAUGAAUAUAUGUCAGACCCCUCCAAGGUUCUUCCUCUGAAUCAUGCAGGGAAGUUUGGACCUGGUUUUACUUUCAUCGACUAUAUAAAGACAUUGUAAAGAAUAAACAUUUCAGGAGCCUGACCCGUCCCAUGAUUGGAUAAUUUGGUUUUCGGUUAGACUUUCCCUUUCCAAAUAGAAGUGGGGCUUGCUUCUAUCAUAUUCUCCUGCAGGCUAAGUGGGAUUAGGGACCCUCCAGAGCGGUAGGGUCAGUUAGAUCUGUGUACUUUGUCUUGUGAUCAUGAAACAUAUUUAUUAUAUAGUGAUCCUUACGGAAUAAAGAAACAAUCUGUAUAUAAUAACAAUAAAUUAAAUGUAUCAACUC